Diatraea saccharalis (sugarcane borer) is the source of this 5523-nucleotide messenger RNA. The record is from the annotation of a GenBank genome assembly. Lineage: Eukaryota; Metazoa; Arthropoda; Insecta; Lepidoptera; Crambidae.
UGAGCGUAGUGGCGCAACAUUUUUAUGUAUGUUUAGUGUCUCAGUGCAUUUUAUCAUAGCUAUAAAUAAGAAAGUAUAGCAGGUACGUGAAAGGCGUACACACUAACUGAAACCUUGCCGUUGGAUGCCUUGACCAUCAAUUACUUUGUAGUGCUAUAAAUUAAUAAAAAUAUUUUUUUAAUGACAUCUGAUAGUAAAAUUUAAUAUCGAUUAAUUACCGACAUGCCUUUAACACAUUAUGAUAUGGUUCCUAUCACUGUGUCCCUGUAUUAAGUCAAUAGCGUCGCCGCAAUUACGUCGUUCGCCAUCCACCGCUGUAUUUGGCAUCUUUAUUUUUAAUGGUGGAGGUUAUCUGUGGUCUAAUCUAGGGUUUUUUUAGAGAAAUGGGUCUUAUAUAAUCUGCCGGAUUUGUGUAGUUUACUGGAAUAUGAUUGGAAGCCGCUGGGUUCGUCGGAGGGAGGGGGGCGCGCGUCCCCGCGGCGUCGACGUGCGCCCCCUGCGCACCCCGCGCCCCGCCCCCCUCCUCCACCCGCUUAUAUCGGCAUCUGUCUGCCGAGAGACCUCAUGGAACUCUUCCCAAGGUACACAUUAUCUAUAAAAUGUUCUAUAAACUGUUUAUUUUUAUGUGUGCAAAAAGGGUUAUCAAUCUAUCCAUCAACAGCCAACGUUGGAGGUUGACCGAAUAUCCAGGAACUCAUUGUCUAAUUUUAAAAUCUAUCGUGAUCCUUUUCGAUUUGACAUUUGAAAAAUAUUCACGAACGUUAGUCCGAUUCGUUAGAAUUUUUGUCACCUGACACAAAAAAUCCGACCUCUAAUAUUUUGUAGCUUUAAAAAAAUUUAAACCAGAAAUGGGAUUUUGAUUUUUAUCACUCUUUUAAUAAAACCGUUUAGCUUAUAUUGUCAUAUUAACUAUGCAGAGAUGAAGAAAGCAAAGGAAGAGAUGAGGGGGAGACUAAACCGGAUAGUACGCGUCGUGUCCGUAUGCCGUCAUUCCUCGCUGAGUCUAGUAACGCAAGCACCGAUAAUAAGUCACGUGCGACUCCUGACAGCCAAAAGUUGGGUUUCUAUAGAGGUGGCGUGACAAAUGUCAACUUAGUUGGUAUAGGUAACCCCCUUCCCAAUAAUAUUAGUGGAAUAGCCAAAGAGAGAGCAGACAGAGAACGUAUAUCAGAAGAACAUACUACAGAUAGUAUAGCUGAAGAGAAAUCUCCGAAUGAAGUGGACGCUGAGACGGCACCGACUAGCAAAACUAAUGUUAAUAAUACGAACGUAGAAAUUGUACAAAAUCUCACGACAGUAAUCGCGAGCGAAAAGGAUAACAUGAAUGUGAACAAAGGACAAUCUGAAAUGGAAAACAGUUUGAGCCUCGGAGCAGUUACCCGGCAAAGCAAUAGAUGGCGACACUCUACGGCGGAGUGUUUGGCGUGUGUGCGGACUCGACCGCCUUCCUCGCACGAGUUGCGCGAAGCAUUCUUUGCGGGUAUGGAAGGUCUGGAGAGUCGCAGUCCGCCCAGCAGUCCAUCGCCCAGCGAACGAUCUCCACACGCUGAAGUACUCCACUACGUGCAUUAUAUGUCCAAUCCUACGCAUCUGAAACAGGUCAGUCUUUAAUACUUAUUUCGUCACUAGCCUAAUGGAAUAGGGAGAAUGGGCAAUGGCCCACAUGUUGGCUCAGUGCGGUUUGGUGGAUAUUAACGACUCAUAUGCAGCCGGGACCAACAGUUUAACGUGCCUUCCGAAGCGAUGCACGGAGGGGUUCGAGACGAUAAAUUUUUGGUCACCCAUCCUAUAACCGGCCAUUGCGAAAAUUUUUUUUAACAACCGUAUUCCGUAUAGCCCCUGCGCCAUCGAGCUCAGCAACAUUGUCUAUUACUAGACAUCGGAUUAUAUGCAUUAGCAAAUGUUUAUAAUUCUAGUUUUAUAGCGUUGUUGCAUAUUUUGGUAAUUUUACAUUGACUGCUUAUUUUAGUAGUUUUACAUGUUAGGCGUGUUGUAUUUGCAAUCUCAAAAAUAAUAAAUUAUUACAAUAAAAAUGUAUUUACUUUUCAUUUUAUGUAACACUAUUUUAACUGGAGAUUUAUUGAGUUUAAAACAAAGCCUGCUACCAUUUAGAGCCUACUUAAAUGAUAUUUUAAUUGGUUUUUCUAGGGAUGAGGACUGAUGGUUUUUAUUAUGCUAAUACAUGCUAUCAGUUAGUCAAAUAGAAAUUGCUGUUACGAAUAAAAUAUCUACAUACCGUAAUUGUAAUAUCAUUUAGACAAAGACCUUAUUAUACCCACUUAUGAAGUCAUGACCUAGUGACAAAUUGUAAAAGACAUUUUGUUCUCUCCAGAUAAUUUGUUACUUUUUUUAAUUCAUAAAACUGUAUUUAUAUAAAGCAUCCCUUGCUAAGUUUCUUGUCGGUUUCUCUGAAUACGGUCUUUAUUUGAUAGUUAUACAUGAAAUAUAUGUUAAAUAUAUAUAUAAAAGUAUCAUUCAUAUAAUAAGUUAUAUUCUGAAAAUAAUUUUAUUUUCAAAAUUUCCCGCGAAGACGCCAUCUUCUGUCAUAACGUCACGCCCAUCUCAAACUAAUAUCAUUCUAUAUAUGCAUAAGGUUCAACCCUCUAAGUUCUGAUAUGAGUAGAGAGGGUCGUGACGUCACGCGCUGCAGCCACGUGUCAACGAGUAUAAAAUAUUUGUUUUUUCCGUUAUUAAUUCAGCAAUAUAUUCUAAGCAUGAAAGUGUGAUUAUCGGUAAUAGUAUAUUAAACACUACCAGAAAAAAAUAAUCUGUAUUUAUUUUCGUUUACUGUCUACACCCGUAUUGAUUGCAUGUAAUAAAAAUUAUAUUGUUUUCUGCAGACGCGAUCGGCAUUGCUAACGCUAAAGCAACGACAUCCGGAUGUAUUCCGCAGUCCGUGUGUAUACUCGGACGUGUGCUCACUGUUAGCCAGAGACUCGUACAUGUUAUGCGCACGUCGGUUCCUACAGGAACUAUUCCUCGACACCAGUUUCGAUUGCUUCACGAGCGAACCGGCCGCUUUACUCGCCCGCCACUCCGCACCAACUGAUGAAUUACAAUAGCGUUUAGAUGUAACGUGGCUAGCAUAGUUGGGGCGUCACGUGAAAUAUCUUACCGUUAGUUUUAUUUAAAUGCAAUAUAACAAGACAUGGCUUAGAUAAUAGGCAUUAAAGUUGGGCUCGCUACGUCACCGUUUUGUAGAAAAUGUACAAAAGCGUGACGUCAUGCUACAUUUCAACUCAAUGUAUUGCCGUAAUUUAUUGAUUACGCAAAAAAUAAAAAUACUAAACUUGUUUAAUAUUCAUCAUCCCUAUUGAUAUAUCGCAGUGGCCAAUGGCAUUUAAAUGCGAUUUACUAUAACAUUUUGCUUCUGCAAUGUACCAAUUGGAUUAAUACUAAUUAUUCAGGGCAAAAGUGUAUUUAAUUAUAAUUUGUAUAUCGAUCUGUUGACGCCCCUAAUAUCACGUUUAUUUUGCAGUUUGUUUUGUGUAUUCAUAAUUAGCCUACUAGUCGUUUCCUUGAGUCGUAACCUUUUAUAAAUUGAUAGUUUUGAUGUACUAUGCUGAUGAUGGGCCUCCGAAGUGACAUAGCGUAUGUUAUUAAAUCUACAUCAAUUUAUCUGUUAUAUUGAUGGUUUGACUUCCUAUUAGUCUUAUUCUCAUUUUGUAAAUUUGUGUUCCGACUGUCGUGUUCGACACCAGAAACGUGUAUUGUUAUAAAAAUAACUUAUAAGUGUAAACAGAAAUUGAAUUGUAUUUACAUUUUAUGCAAAUUUAAGAUAAGCUCUUUAGACAUUAUUAUAUCGCGUUAAGCAGAUAAAAUGCUUCGUAAUUUAUAUUAUUUUAUAAGAUUAUAGUUGUGUAACGAUACGUUAUUGAGACGAAUCUUUUCCAUCUCGGGUAUUCAUAACAUACAGUGUGUUAAUUUGUAAUUUUGUUCCUCUUUAGCCAUGUGUCAUCUUGUGUUUACGGAACUAUAAAUCUGAUACUGCAUUUACGUAUUAAUUGAUUAGGACUUUUUUUUUUCUGAUUUAUCCUCCUCAUAUUAUGACAAUAGUAAGGUGUACUCAGACUGAAUAUAACACCAUUCCCUUAUAUCCCAUAGUUAAUUUAAGUGAUGUAUCCCACCUACAGCAACGCCUCAGAUUCUUAUAUAGUUAUCUCUCAGUUUUAUGCAAAAUAAACACAUAGGCUUAAUUAUAAUUGUGUUCAAUUUUUGUCUUAUGCAUUUAGUUUUCGUUAGAAUCCUUAUUAUUUAUGUUGAUUGAAACUAUAUAACGUUAUGUUAUUAUUUAAUGAUAUUAUAAACACUGAUAAAAACCGAAUGUCACAUAACUAUUUGUUAUAAUUAUUGUUAAUGUUCAACAGUAAUAUUAUGUUCUAGGUUAAGUUAAUUUUCGUUUGACUAUUUCGUAAUCUAAUAAAUAUUAUUUAGAAGAGUCCUCAAAGAUACAUUACAGUAUUUCUAGAAAUGUCAAAUACUUUACCAUUGUAGUUGUACUGUCAAAUAAUGCAUUUAUAUAACCUAGCUUUGUUCCCUAUACAUAUUCAUUCAUAAUUCUCGUGUUGCUAACUUAUUUGAUUUAUUUUCAUAAUUAUGUUCAGUUUUAAUAAAACACUAGUCCAAUUUAUACGGAUUGUCGGCCUGUUGACCUUCAUAAUCAGUUAUUAAAAUCUGAUCUAUCUGUUUGUAUGUGUUAUUUUUUUUGCUGCUGAGGUAUUUUAUAUUAUACAUUAUUUGGCAAAAGCACAUUCUCAAGUUGAUUUAUCAAUUUGGGCGUUCAUAUAUUAUAUAUUACAUUAUAUAGGUAUAUAUUGAUAGGUUAUAUAGUAGUGACUCCCACUUUGUUAUUAUUUUUGUAAGUGAUAAACGAGAAAGGCAUUAAGCGUUUUUCGUCGCCACACUCCGGUAUAACUAACUAACGCGUUGACUUUUUUACAUUUUUACAGUAACGUUGUAAUUAUGUACUCCAUCAUUCUAGUUAAUGGUUAUUAUAUAAAACUUACUGAAGAAUGUAUUUAUGAUAAAGUUCGGAAUAACGAGCUCUUUUAUUUUUUCAAAUGGCAACUUGUAAACCUCAGACUGUUUAUCAAAGGUAGUUGUACUGCAUAGAGAGCAAACUAAAUAUUAUAGUGCCAUUGUUCUGGUUCCUUUAAAAUCAUAAUUAGAAAAGCAAUUACAUAUUAUAACAGACUCAAUUAUGUCACAGUCGCUAUUCAGUAUAAUAAAUAUUAUUUUAUACUGUACACGCGAAGUUUCAUUUUAGUAUUAAUUUAAAUUUUAUGCGUACUUAAUCGUAUCUAAUGUAUAAGUACCCGCGUGGGUAAAGAUUAUUUUCUUAUACAAUAGAAAAAAAUAUGAAGAAAGAGAAGCCUUAUUAUUUGAGCAAAAUGCUCACAAAUGGAUUAUGCCCGUCGGUCUGAUGCAACCACUCUUUUUGUUUUCCAAUAAAUUCUUUACUUAUCAAGUCCCUAAUUAAGGUUCGAUGCACACUAUGUUUGACGGUUUGUCCUUACAAAAAGA